GAUUCUUGAUCGAGUGCCAAGUCAGGUUGCUGGAGGACAAACGAUAAAAAACAUCGAUCCGGCAACGCCCGGGCUCUUGUGUCAAAAUUGUAAGUUAGGUUGGCAGCACAGCAGCUGAUUUUCCAGCGCCAAACAAAGUUUUAGGAGCAAAACACAAUGUCAAUCGCCGACACCAUCGAAUACGUGACCCUUGGCAAUCCUGUCAGCAAAAUGGUCGCCGCUUCAGCAUCCGGAUUGCUCCGCACCCUUGGACUGCGCCCGAAGAAGGUAACAGUGCAGGACACGAACAUGGCAAUGCAUCCUGCCGCGCACAGCUACGUGCAUCCGCACGGAUCUCUUUACGGCUUGGCCGGUAGCCACUACCACUUUGUGCGGCUGGCCGGAAUCGGCGGGGCGUCGGCCAUCUUUAUGGGCGCCUACUGCAAGUACGUCCUCAAGGACGUCAGCGAUCCCAAGGAGCAGGUGGACUCGCAGGCCUUCGCCGACGUGGCCAACCGCAUCCACUUUCUGCACUCCUUUGCCAUGAUGGCCAUGCCACUUGCCCACUACCCCGUUCUCACUGGGACAUUGAUGAUUACGGGCACGAUGCUCUUUAGCGGAUGCAUGUACUACCGUGCUUUGACUGGCGAAAAGCGGCUUCAGCCGUACGCGACCGUUGGAGGAUUCUGCCUGAUGGCCGCGUGGCUGACGCUGGUCCUGUAGGCUGAUGUGCGGAAAGGAGGCUACUUAUUUAUAUCUUAUAUAGCGCACACUGAACAGUUAUGUAGUCGGAGAGGCAGCUAAAGCUAUGCCAAGUUUAACAUAUAACAUCAGCUAAAAAUGAA
This is a messenger RNA of Drosophila elegans, 824 nucleotides long. Its product is annotated as transmembrane protein 256 homolog. The transcript has 3 exons. The record is from RefSeq and is a predicted model, not a curated record. NCBI's taxonomy places the organism in Eukaryota, Metazoa, Arthropoda, Insecta, Diptera, Drosophilidae. The coding region runs from base 157 to 702 and encodes 181 amino acids.